Molecule: messenger RNA, 15187 nt
Organism: Paramuricea clavata
Lineage: Eukaryota; Metazoa; Cnidaria; Anthozoa; Malacalcyonacea; Plexauridae
Source: the annotation of a GenBank genome assembly
AUGGGUCAGUAAAAUGCUUAGCCAUGAAUGCCCGUAGCUUGAUGAGUACCCAUAUACUAACAGAAUCUGAAACUGUCCGCAAUCUAAACUGCUUUCAAGACUUAGUUUAUUCUGAACAAAUUGAUAUUGUUUGUGUCAAUGAAACUUGGCUCAAUGGAAACAUUGAUAAUUCAGAAAUCCUGAACUCCGAUUACACUAUACUUCGAAAAGGUCGCGAAACUCGAGGCGGUGGAGUAUUACUUGCAAUUAAAACUGAUUCCUUUAAGUCGGUGCGAGAAGUUCAUCAAAAUCAAUAUCUAGAAAUUAUCUCUGCCGAAAUAACUACAUCCUCAAAUAGUCGACUCUUGAUUUGCUCUUGCUACCGUCCACCUAACGCUGAUCAAAAUUGGCUCAACAAUUUUAACCACUAUCUAAAUGAUGUUUGCAGCUGCCAUGAGAAUAUCAUUCUUGUUGGCGACUUUAAUAUGCCACAUAUCUCCUGGAAUUCCCCAGAAAAUACAACAGAAGCCAAUGAAAUUUCAUUCUUAGAAUUAAUGAAUGACUAUUUCUUAUCUCAACUUAACAACAAACCAACUAGACGCAACAACGUGCUGGACCUUGUGCUUUCCAAUGUUCCCAACCUUGUAAAUAUUCAUGAAGUUUUAUCUCCUGCUGAAGCAGAAGUUUUCACUGAUCACAAUAUAAUUCUCUUUGAUGUCCUUAUAUCUCCAAAAUCUCCAGUAAAUAUGAAUAGAACAGUAUACGACUACCAACGUGGCAAUUUCGAUGCUUUAAGAUCAUCACUCGAAUCCGAGAAUCUGUCCAACCUAAUAUCAGCGGAAGGGGAUAUUGACCACGGCUGAUCUGGAAAAGUACUUUCCUUACAAUAGUUGCUGAUCAUAUCCCAACUAAAAGACUUCGAAGUCGAAAAUAUGUGCCUUGGCUUACUGGUGAAAUUUUGCACAACAUCAAAAAGAAAAAUUCCCUUAAGACAAAGAUUGAAAAAAUCUCCCAGUGCCAUGACUAUCUCCGCCACAAGUUUAAAACUCUCAGAGCCACAAUCAAGCUUAUGAUAAAAAUCAGCCGAUCCAACUACAUUUCCUCUCUCUGCACAAACAUCCAAACCAAUUCCAAACGUUUCUGGUCACUAUUUAAACUUAAAGGCGCAACACGUUCUGUCCCGGAAAAAAUUUCAAUAAAAAUUAGUGUCAACAAUGUUCGUGAAUAUGGCGAGAAUCCUAGGGACAUCGCAACACUUUUCAACCGCUACUUUGUAUCAAUCUUCUCGAGUGAUCCUAUCAAUAUUGUUAAUCAACAAUCUAUAUCCGAAACCACUGACACUAUUUUUAAUGACAUUGCUUUGUCGGAAGGAACAGUGCGCUCAGUUUUAAGAAAUCUUGAUAACAACAAAGCGCAUGGUCCGGAUGAAAUCCCAGCAAGAUUACUUACCGAAACUGCAUACCAAAUCGCUCCAUCUCUAUGCCUUCUGUUUAACAAGUCCUUAAAAAGUGGAAUAGUACCUCGAGAAUGGAAACUUGCCAAUGUUGUACCCAUCCACAAAAAGGGAGAUAAAGAUCAUGUAGAAAACUAUCGGCAAAUUUCUCUUCUCUCACUUGUCUCCAAAGUCUUAGAGCGUUGCGUGUUCAUUAGUAUCAAAGAACAUGCUUUCAGUCAAAUAAAUUCUUGCCAACAUGGCUUCAUUUCAGGAAAAUCAUGCGUGACACAACUAAUUGAAGUUUUAGAUACCAUCGGCAGCAAUUUAGAUCUCGGAAAGCAGAUUGAUGCGAUCUACCUGGAUAUGUCAAAAGCAUUUGAUAAGGUUAGUCACGUACGUCUUUUACAUCGUCUCAGAGAAUUUGGAUUCGGAGGAAAUCUCUUAAUGUGGUUUAAUUCUUACUUGAAAAAUCGCCAACAACAAACUACUGUUCUCGGUGCAACAUCGACAGCACUACCAGUGACAUCCGGAGUACCACAAAGUUCCAUUCUUGGCCCGCUACUUUUCCUCUUAUAUACCAAAGAUCUAUCCUCUUCCAUCGAACGUAGCAGCUUUCGCUGAUGACACUAACAUUUUUAAAGUGAUUAACUCCAGGACCGAUGCAAUGUUAUUACAAAAUGAUCUUCUCAACUUUAAUUCCUCCUCAUCCAAUGCUGGUCUGCAUCUUAACACAUCAAAAUGUAAAACCCUCCAGGUCACCUGGAAACACAACAAAAUAGAUUUCUCUUAUCAACUACAAGAUACCAUACUAGAAAGACUGAUUGCGAACUCGAUUUAGGUGUAUGGACGAAUUAUGAUCUCACUUGGUCAAAGCAAGUUACACAACAAAGUAACCUGCUGGGUUAUAUUCGAAGAUCAACUUUCAAUAUUCGCGAGUUUGCAAUUCGACGAAAACUGUACCUUUCUCUGGUUCGCUCACACUUAGGAUAUGCCACCCAAGUAUGGGCGCCCCAAACAGUUGCGUUGGUGAAAAGAGUAGAACGAGUUCAGAGGCGUGCAACUAAAUAUAUUUUAAAUGUUCCCUUUAUUUGUGAUACAGAAUAUAGAAACCGACUCUUGCAACCAGUUUGCUCCCUUUCAGCUACUGGCACGAAUACCUGGAUGUAGUAUUCUUCUAUAAGGCAAAUCACGACAUUUUUAAUAUUGAUAAAAAAUUCUUCCAUUUCCUCAACCUCAGGGUCAAAGACAGACAAGAUCAUUUAAUCCCAACUCGCACAAAUAUAAAAUUCCGACAUACAAGACGUCAACCUAUGAAAAAUCUUACAAAAUCCGAACAUCAAGAAUAUGGAACACACUAUACCCAAUUAUAUUACAUCCAAAGACCUAACAUUUUCAGAAUUCAAGAAUCUUCUUUUUAAGUACUAUAUUUUAGCAUUAGAAAAUACAUACGAUGUUGAGGAUCCCCGGACAUGGAAAAGUAUGUCAGUAUAAAAUGUAAUUCCGCUCGAAGUUUAAUGAACUCUCCAUUGACAUGCUGCUUUUAGAGAAAUGUAAUGACUGUUGUUCAAGUAUUGUCUGUUGUGUGUGUUUAGUAUACCGUGUAAAUUGUUUCUGUAUAACUAUUGGGGCCGCUGCAAUUGGCAAUAGCUGUUGUGGUUUCCCAGCCAAUGAAUGUAUAAGUAUGAUGGCAAAGUAAAUAAAUAAAUAAAAGUUGCCUGGCAUUAGACGGGCUUAUAAAUGCCUGAACUUAUAUGUGAAACAUUACCUCCAUACCAUAUUAAUUAACCAUUAAGUUGCAUUGUGCCCUAAUGCACCCUACUUUAUUAUUUUACUCUGUCUAACACCAGACAAUUUUACUUGUGAACUGGAGAGCCACUGGUGCUCAAUGGGUUAACAUAUCAAUAAUGUCUAACUGAACAGUUUGGGCUCUGCUCUGCAGUAAAUUUCCCUGUAAUCAGUGACCCAAUACAUCUUCAGUGUCUUGAUAUUGUACUGUCACUAUUUUAUACGUAUAAUGGAUAUUUCUCAUUUAGAGUGAUGUGUUAUUUGUACUACAAACGGCCAAAGAAUAGCCCUUGGAGCUAUAACAUUUUAAUAACUAAUACUGUAUUACAUGUAACUUGAUUGUACAGGUUUUAAAAUUAUUUACUGCUAAUUUGAUGAUUAUUCUUUGACCAUACAAAACCAAGCUAAUUUUUGUCUUUAAUUAAUUUUGAAACAAUUCAUGUUUCUUGGUAUGGAGUUUCACUAACAACAGUGGCAUGGAGCUCAUUGUGGGAGCAUUCUGCAAUUACCAAGAAUAGAUUAUAGCCAUAGGGGCUAUCAAUAUAGAAGCCAGGCUGGCCAGGUUGGCAGAAUAAUUUAUCAUUUCCUUGCCAACACAAUUCUAUUGUUUUGACAAUAUUCUAUUUUAUUUUUAUUUUAUUUUUUUUUUUUAUUGUUUUGACAAUAUUUAUUUUAUUUGUUGUUUUGGCUUUAUUUUGACCAAGUCAGUCCAGUUAGUGGUUAAGAGCCAUAAAAUAUCUUCCCGGUGUAACUGAGAGCUUGCCUUGUCUGAACUGAGGUAGCGUGGUUGUCCAUACAAAUUGAAAAGAAUUUCAACUAUAAAAAUAACCACACAGUCAGGUCUUGCUUACUGGUCUAGCUGUCGCAUGAACAGCCCUUACCUCAGGGACACCAGAAAUAUGCCAGGACUUUUUUUUUACAAUCUUUGUCACAUGACCGGUUUAACCCACAGAGCUAGUUGCUCCUUUACGGGUAACCUGCUAAUGCAAUACUGAAAUAUAGGUUAAUACAGUGGAUAUUUCGCUUGAGUUUAGUCAAUUAACCCAAUACCCAUAGGGAUGGGGCAAAUAUUAAAGUUAAUGCAUGGCCUUUUAAAGAUACAUACAACAAACUCACUAUCAGAGAGCACACAAUUUUCAACCUUGGGCAAAACAUGCAUUCUCAGAUCAGCUGAGCUUUAAAUUGUCCUGCACCAGUUCACCACAAGCUCGUGCAUGACAAAAUCCUUGGCUAAAUCUAUAAAACCUUACUUCCCUCUUUAAUAUAGUUUCAUGUCAAAUUCAUAUACUAGAUGUACAACCAUUCCUUGGGAUUGAGGGCUAAAUACUCGUGGCUUAUUUUCUGUAAAAUAGAGUAACAUUCUACCAUUUAUUCCUAACAUUUUUUCAUGAAAUAGUAAUGUGAAUUUUGAAAAUUUAUUAAAUACCUGUUUAUAGUCUGAUAACAAAAUACGAAUGUUUGCUCUGGUUUGAAGUAUCGUUUUUGCCCACAUUUCGCGAGGUUUUAAUAGUUGUUUGUUGUCUUUCACGCUCCACGGACGAAAAUUAACGUGUACGGCUUCCACAUCUUUGAACAAAUUUUCAACAGUCGAAAAAAUAUGUCGAAAAUAUCAAAACAACAAGGAUUCACUUGCAAAAAGCCGAAAUGUUUUUAUAAAAACCAGGGGGGGGGGGUGAAAACUGCGGUGGGCUCAUAUUUGAGUCUUGUUCAGUGGCAAUUAGCAUGAAUUUAGGGACCAGUAGUCAAAAUGGCGUCAUUUUUCAUCAAAAUCCGCCAUUUUUUGGCGACACUUUGUUGACUGAAUGAAUCAUAGGAGCAGAUCCUCCAGUUAUUAUACAGCUCAGUGGACGUGACAUGUAUAUCUACAAAAAUUGAAGAUGACGGACAUUUUAUUCUUUUCGAUCAAAGUAUUUGUAGAAAUAAGCAAGAUAUGAAAAAACAGUAAAAGAGUUUUAUAUGUAGUCUUAAAAGUUCUUUCAAAAGAGAAAAUAAAAGAUAUAUUGCCAUUUUCCGUUAACAUACAGUAGUGUCCCAGAAUGUUAAUAUGUUAGUAUUUGCAGUUAGACAUUUUAACCUGCAUGACGAUUUAAUCUUUCAGCUUGCCUACAGCAUUGCGGGAAUAGUUGGUGGUCCUUUGCUUGGAGUAUUUUUCUUGGGAAUUAUGAUACCAAGAGCCAAUUAUAAGGUAUCACGAAGUGUAUUUUUCAUAUAUGGAACAUCUUUAGAUGAUGUAGUGAUGUACACAAUAUAACACAAUACAGGUAACAUAAAAACUAUUGUGAAGAUCCAUAAUUUCUAUAUUAACCAAAAAUCAACUGUCAAAAACUAUGUAUAAGUAUACUAGAAUUACUGAUCCUUUGAGAACUGCAAACUAUAGGGCGUAGGGAGCAUCAAAAGUUGGGGGGGGGGCACCGACUUUGAGGGGCACUUUAGGGUAUUGAAAAGGGCGCCUAAAAAAUUUUUCCCGGAAAUGUUGGCGACGAGGGAGAGAAACAUUUUCCCGUCGUACCAUACCGAAAUUGCACGUUUUUGACCAAUUUUUUUUAAAAACGUGGAAAUUUCCAAACAAAAAAGGCACCUUUGAUGUUAAUUUAGUAUUUACAGCGACAUUAGCUUGUACAAAAAGGGCACUUUUAUCACAAAAAAGAGCACUUUUAAUGCUUUGAAAAAAUUGGGGGAGGCACGUGCCGCCCCGGUUCUUACGUCCCUGAUAGGGACAGGUGAGAUCGCUUCCUCGCACCAACCUCAACUUUAUUACUCGCCCAAUAAAAUUUAGGAAACAAUUCUGAGCUGGACUUGUGGCAAGUCUGACUAUACAGGGUGUAUAAAAAAAGGAGACCUUUAGCAUAUCAAGCAUAUUGUUAAGAUUUGAAUGCCUUUUCAAUUGCACAUAUGCUGAACCGUACUGCGUGAAAUAUUGAUGAGUGCGUACAUUAGAAAAAGAAGACCUUUAGAAUUUGAAAUAACGUUUAAACAAAAGAUUGUCUGCUCCUGGGAACAAUGUGCCAUGCAUACUGUACGUAGAUCGCAUGUUACGCGCUCGUGGGCUUAGCAAAGUGUUCCAGGAUUCAAAUUAAAACAAUGAUUGAUUUCUAAAGGUCUCCUUUUUCUAAUAUAUGCACUCCAUCAAUAUUUCACGCACCAGGGUUCAGCAUAUGUGCAAUUGAAAUGGCAUUCAAAAUUUAGCAAUAUGCUUGAUUUUUAAAGAUCUCUUUUUUUUAUACACCCUGUAUAGAGAGAGUUCUGCGAACCUUCAGACCCGAGCAAUAUAGGCCAUUUAAUUUAGAAAUUGGAACACAAAAAUCAGAAAAAUACCAACUAGAACUAUAAAAUAUGAAGAGAACUGUAAAAUAUAAGGAAUCAUAAUUAAUAUAUAUAUAUUGAUAUUUUUGAAAUCAGUUUUAAUUGUCGACUAGUUAUUGAGAAGAAUUUUUUUUAAUUAAACACAGCUGGAAAAUUCUGUCUCCCUUACCCAUCAACGAUUAAGAACACUAGUUAUCAUGAUUAUUGAACAAUGUUACAUUCCAGAUCUAUUGCGUGUUGCAGCAAAAUGUUAUUAUGCAGUGAAAAUGACUUAGACCAUUGAAACUUUUUAGGUGGGAUAAUAAAGUUUAGUUGAGAUGUACAACGGUGCAACUAUUCUAUCUUUUACUUAGAGUUAAGUUGUUAAUGUGCGGACUAUACCAGUAUACGACCAUAUCACAUCAGUCCUAAACGAGUUGCGUUGGUUAUCACGCCAUAGUUAAACUCACACAAUUCUUGCGUUUAAGUGCAUGACUGGAUGUGCGCCAGGUUAAAUAAGCAAGCGUACUACCCGUUAUGGACAAAAAUUAACAUUCCCCUGUUUAUACGAGUGCGAUCGGGCCAAAAGACAUUUGAAUAUUGUACUGUUAUAUUAUCAUUUUACAGGGUGCCUAUGCUGGAGCUUUUGUAGGUGUUGUCUUGACAAUAACCAUCGCAAUCAGCGGCGCGAUUUAUCCUCCUAACAAAAUGGCUGGUAGUAUAUCAAUCAAGGCAUGCAACAGUUCUAUCUAUGCAAAUACAACAGCUGAUGGCAUCAUGUCAAAUACCUUCGUAGCACAUAGGUACAGGACUAACCAUGACCACUCCCCAGUACUGCUAUGAAAUCAAUACACCAUUUUCUAUAUGCAAAUUUUGCUAGUUUCAGUCCUCCUAGUGUAGUGAUAUUGUGUUACGUCGUAAACCUGGUACCUAGGGCUGUAUAAGGUUGGUCACUUAAAGGUGAUCUACAGUCCGUAUGUAAACAAAGCCUUUGUUUACAUUUUUGUGUCCAAAAUAUUGAGCUUUAUUCGACAACUAUUUAUAUUUUCAAGCUUCUAGAGUAUAAUAAAUUAUCAAGAAACAACAAUCAGGCUUUUCAAGAACUCAAAACAUAGUUAAACUGUUUGUAUCAUAAAAAGUGGGCUCAUUUGUGCACAUGCGCAGAUCGGGCUGUAGAUCACCUUUAAUAUAAAUUUAAUAUAAUGAAACAUGGACACGUGAUAUAUAAAAACUAGCGAAUUGAAACAUGGUGAAAACCGCCAAUAUAGUUAUUUUAGUUGCAAUUGUUAUUACAUAAUAAUCGUAAUAAAAUAACAAGAAACAACAUCUAUAGGCUUCUUUUCAGUUCAUUCUUAGGGGAAAUGAUAACCUCCCUCCCGGCAGGAAUGGGGCAAAGAAAAGUUUGCGUUAACAAAACGGCGUAUUUGGUGUGAUUGCGAAACAAAGAUGUUUGUAAUAAUUUCUAAUCCUACUUUUUUAAUUACUAUAAUGGCUGCUAUGCUAAAUCCUAAUUUUUUUAAUUACUAUAAUGGCUGCUUUUACCCCUUGUUAAAAUGUGAUUAAUUUUAACGAAAGUUAAUGCAUAGAAGACUGUAUUAUUACAGAUACUGUACGGUAACAUUUCACAAUAUUUCCGUUGUUAACGUGCUUUUUGGCUGGGCAUUAACAAGCAAACAUAGUACUGGAAAUGUUGAAAAGUAGCAAACAAUACAAACCACUAAUGUGUAAUGUGCUUCUGCCAAAACGAUGUGCAAUGUAGUUCUGCAAAAAACGUACUGUACCAAAUAAAUUGCAAUUUCAAUAUUCAAAUUAACUUUCUCAUGUUCUUUUAAAGUGAACCGUUCGCAAAACUUGGGAGUCUAUCAUAUUUGUGGUAUGGUGCAACUGCCGUGGCUACAACAUUUGUUGUGGGAGCUAUAGUCAGCUUGAUAUGUGGUAAGUACCGCCAGGUCAAUAUUAAUUAAUAUCACUGUGAUUUUGAAAGGUAAUUUUAUAGAUUCUGUAAAGUCCGUAAUGUAAACAAACGCUUUGUUUACAUUUUGAACUGCUAUAUUUGUAAAAUAUGAUCUACUAACUGAAUAUCUCACACUUUUCUGGUUCGUUAUGCUUGUAAAUGAGUACAACCCAUACGAAAAUCAACACUAUUUUAACCCUAUGUUAUCCCUAUUUUACUUUCUAUUUUAUUCCUAUAGAAAAGCUAUUUUAUUUUUAACCCUAUCAUAUUGCUAUCACAUAUACAAAUCCUAUAUUAAACCUAUUAGAACUCUGUUUUAAUUGUAUUUUAUAGCUAUUAUAAAUAGGUUUUUUUGAAACAAAAAAUAGCCUAUUUUAAAUAGAUUUUAUUUUUCUGAAUCGGUGAAGCACAGAUUAAAAUAGGUUUAAAAUAGGAUAAAAUAUAUUUAAAACAGAGUGCAAAAUAGAAAUAAAAUAAUAAAGUAAAGUGAAACAUUGGUAAUAAAAUAGUCGAAAAUACAUAUAAAAUAGUGGAUCAACUGCAGUAUAUUAACUAAAAAUAGUAAUACAAUUACUGCAAAAAUAGUAAUAAAAUAGUUUAAAAAUAUGAAUAAAAUACUGAUAAAAUAGUAAUAAAAUUGUAGAAUUUAAAAUAGUGAUAAAAUAGCGAACAAAAUAGCAAAAAAAUAGUUCAAAAUUCUUAUAAAAUAGUAUAAAAAUAGUAAUAAAAUAGUCAGAAAGUAGUAAUAAAAUAGUUAUCAAAUAGUUAUAAAAUAUCAAUAAAAGAAUAGUAAAAUAGUCAUAAAAUAGCAAUAAAAUAGUCAGAAUGUAACAAUAAAAUAGUUAUAAAAUAACAAUAAAAUAGCUAUAUAAAAAUAGUAGCACGCAAUUAAGCUAGCUAGACGUUUCAAUUAAAAAAAGUUCAAAGAUGUAAAAUUUGGGCAAUGUUUAUAUCUGCGGGUCCCCAUUUGUUAUGAUGCAGAACGGACUUUACAACAUCUUUAAAGGCUAUGGGAAUAUCAAAGUAAUAUGUCAAUUCCAAUACUUACAAAUAUAUAAAUAAUGCUGUGACCUACAGUAAUCGCACAUAUUGUGAGAAUAAAAUAACAACAAAAUUCUGUGUGACAACUUGUCUGCCAUAUCAGGGCACAUACAAUUUUGUGCAUGUUUUUCGGCAUCUUUAAGUUUCAUCUUCAAUUGCGUUUCAUAAUUUCCUAGUAAAACUUAAUAAAUUGCAGUUCAUUUUCUUUUCUUUUCAUUUAAAGAAACAAACAGUGAUCGCCAGACGCGUCCAGGUCCAGAACUCCUGUUCAAUAUUCCAGACUUCUUCCGAUCAUUAAUAUGUUGCAAGAAAGAAAGCUGGAGUUUGACCAGCGAAUCUUCACCAAUUCAUCGUGCUGACAAUGAGAAAAAAGCAAAGGUAUAUUUACAUAUGUACAUGUAUUUUUUUUAUGUUGGUGUUGUGUACUCAGGCGAAUAAUAUGUUUGCGAUGUUACUCUGAGUGCAUAUCCACACCGGGCGAGCUUGAAAAAUAUGCCCGGCCACGGUGGGAUUCGAACCUACGACCUUUGAAUUACUAGCCCAAUGCUCUUCCAACUGAGCUACGCGGUCAGGACGGUUCGAGUUAGUGAUAUUUCGGAACAGUAUCUAAUUCCUUCAAUACCAAUGUGUUCUAUUAAUAUGAAUUUUUUGUGUUGGUGUUGUGUACUCAGGUGAAUAAUAUGUUUGCGAUGUUACUCUGAGUGCAUAUCCACACCGGACGAGCUUGAAAAAUAUGCCCGGCCACGGUGGGAUUCGAACCUACGACCUUUGGCAUACUAGCACAAUGCUCUUCCAACUGAGCUACGCGUUCAGGACGGUGCGAGUAAGUGAUAUUUCGGAACAGUAUCUAAUUCCUUCAAUACCAUUGUGUUCUAUUAAUAUGAAUUUUUUGUGUUGGUGUUGUGUACUCAGGUGAAUAAUAUGUUUGGUCGUAGGUUCGAAUCCCACCGUGGCCGGGCAUAUUUUUCAAGCUCGCCCGGUGUGGAUAUGCACUCAGAGUAACAUCGCAAACAUAUUAUUCACCUGAGUACGCAACACCAGCACAAAAAAUUCAUAUUAAUAGAACACAUUGGUAUUGAAGGAAUUAGAUACUGUUCCGAAAUAUCACUUACUCGAACCGUCCUGACCGCGUAGCUCAGUUGGAAAAGCAUUGGGCUAGUAUUCCAAAGGUCGUAGAUUUGAAUCCCACCGUGGCCGGGCAUAUUUUUUCAAGCUCGCCCGGUGUGGAUAUGCACUCAGAGUAACAUCGCAAACAUAUUAUUCACCUGAGUACACAACAUCAGCACAAAAAAUUCAUAUUAAUAGAACACAUUGGUAUUGAAGGAAUUAGAUACUGUUCCGAAAUAUCACUUAUACUCGAACCGUCCUGACCGCGUAGCUCAGUUGGAAGAGCAUUGGGCUAGUAUUCCAAAGGUCGUAGGUUCGAAUCCCACGGUGGCCGGGCAUAUUUUUCAAGCUCGCCCGGUGUGGUUAUGCACUCAGAGUAACAUCGCAAACAUAUCUACAUGUAUUAUCGAGGAGCAUUUCGGACCCAUUUUCGGACCUUCAAAAAUAUGCGGGUAUAUUUUAGUAAAUUUUAUUAUUCACGGUUUUUUUCAAAAAAAAUUUAAUUGUUUUUUUUUUACUUUCUGUGCCAGUGUAAUCUCCCUCGCAGACGUUUUCAUAGUUCUAACUCUCGCUAACGAACGUCUGCAUGCUGAAACGAGCUGCACAUUCCAUUCCCUCCGAUCGUCCAAUCACAGCGAACCUUCUAUAUUUCGGAAAGUGAUUUAGGAGCGGAAUAAAUAGUACAUAAAUAUUUUAUAUCUUGAAAGCAGUCGUUGGUUAAAUUUUGGUCAAAAUUGCGCAUAAAUUGAAUUUAAGGACAUUGAUACUUGACCGGUAAAUAAAAUGCACCAUUAAUUAUCUGAGACGGAUAUUAAAGAUGUUCGGUUAUAUUUAAAACGCGGACAGGAUGACAUACUGUAUGAAUCUUAGACUAGUGGCGAAGCAUGCAUCAAGUGCCGAAUAUAUAUAUUUCGCAGAAAUUUGAACUUUUGACAGAUGUUUAUCUUUAAGACAACAGAACUUUGAUAUAAUAAUUUGGCUUAUAGAAAGCGAAAUAUUAGUUUCAAAGUAAACUAAGUUGCUGUUUGACCAACCACUUCUAACUUCCGAAUGUAAACACAACGCAAAUAUAAAACCCGAGAAACUUUUAAUUGCGCGGAGAUCAAUUUCCAAUUGGCAAAACUUCGAAACGUUUAUACAUCUAACUUCGGUAUACUUUUUAUUUUUUAACAUGACAACGAGUCAGAGCUUAAUCUUUUAGAAUUUUUCGUCGAAGCCAUGGCAUAUAUAGGAAGUAUUUAAUAGCAACAUUUGGACAUAUCCUGAUCUACUCGUUCUCGAGUUUCCCGAUUUGUCAUUGUUAACAAAAUUUAAAAUUUCGCCUGUUGCAUAGCUUUUGCAUUUUAUAUACACCGGCUGUUUGCAGAACAUGCGAGAAGAUGAUCACAAUAUUAUUCUACGUAUAAACAUAUCGUGAAGUUCAUGGCUAUAGUUUCCAAAAUAUCUCCACGCAAGUAGGCCUAAACAAAAUUCAAUCCAAACAGUUAUGUUGCAACAUUCAAGGGCUUUCCCCAGUAGCUAACAUCUCAGUAAGAAGGCUUCCAAUUGGCUCUAACUUUUUUGAACACUGCCAGACGAUUGGCUCCUAAAACAAAAGGAAUGGAAUGUGCAGCUCGUUUCAGCGACGUUCGUUAGCGAGGGUUAGAGCUAUAAGAACGUCUGCGAGGGAGAAUAAUGCCAUUAUAGGUAGUCCCAAUAAUAGAUAAACAAGCUUUCGUUGGUAGGGAGCUGAAAAAUAUAAGGAGAAUUUCGACGUUUGGAGCGAAGGCCCUUCGUCUGGAGUUAUACUGGCCAACUAACGCCAGACGAAGGGCCUUCGCUCGAAACGUCGAAAUUCUCCUCACAUAUUUUUUCAUGUAGUUACAUCCCUACCAAGGAAAGCUUGUUGGAUUUUUGGACUUUUUCAGGGGUUUUGGAUUAUGCGGAUUUUUUGGGGAUUUCUCCCGGACUUUGAACAGACAUUCGGCCGAGUUGGUCGGAUACAGUGUUCUUUAUAGGCUGAGCUUUGAAAACAAGCAAUAAAACUUUCACUAUUAUAGCUGUGAAAACAAACAAUGACUUCCUUUUGAAGCCAAACAAAUAUAAAUAUAAAUAGACAACAAUUAAGACGAAAACGUUUUGUUCGCUCACCGUUAAUUCCUUCGAUCAGCCAAUCAAAUCUUGCAAGAAAAUGUUCUUAAAAUUUUUUUGAAUGAAGUACAAGAUCAAGGAACAAAUAUUCGUAUAUAAAAUAAAACUGAAUCAGCGUACUGAAACAAGAAAACAAACUCACGGUCUUUGCUAUUGCUUUGCGCUAUAUCCAUUGGAUAGAUUUAUCCAUUUGAUAGGACUUAUCCACUGGAUAAGUUAUCCAGCUUCCGUACAACCGGUCACAGUUGAGUAUCUCCUUCCAGCGAAUGUCAGUGACGCCUUGUUGCUUGCACUGACCAACUGUAGCUGAAGACGUGGCGAAUAGCCUUUUGGGAUAGUGACUGCAACACUAUUGCUCGUUCUGACUCUUUGCAAUUGAUUUUGAUCCAUGAUUUCUCAUUAUUUUGACCAAUGAAUAUCUCUAUGUUGGAAUUGAAAAUAUUGGUGCAAUGAAUAUGCACCUGCACUUAGGUAGGAUGAAAAUCUUUGUAAAGAUUGCGGGCCCGAACUUGAUCAGUUCCUAGUAAACAAGCGAGUAAAAUAUGCAAAUUAUCGAGUGGAAAUUUCUAUGGUCAUUUGUUAGACCUAACCCGGAACAGAAGCGAAAAAUGCAACUUUACGUCCCUGGAAGGAAUCGAACCUGCGGCCCUGCGAUUCCUGCCAAAGCCUAAAGUUGCAUUUUUCGCUUCUGUUCCUGGUUAGAUCUGAUAGAUGUAUAUAAAUUUCCGCUCGAUUAUUCCCAUCUACAAUACCAUUCAACUAAGAUUCAAUCGAGUGAGAUGCCCAUAGAAUCUUGAUAAGAGUAAAAUAUGGCACUGACAUUUAUGAGAUAAUAUUUUAGAUGUCUGGACGAAUCAAUUAUCUUAUAAAUGUAUUAUCUUAUAAUUAUAUCAAUUAUCAACACGUCAUUUCAUCUCAGCAUACUUAGGCCAUUGGAAAUUUUAGCCAUAUGAUACAGAAGCCAAAUUUUUUUAUAUAAAUGUGUUCAAUAGUAAUCUUGUUUUAGCAAAGAGACGUCGCAUCUUACCCUGUCUUAAAAGUCUGAAAGUUUGAUUUAGAGAACGUUAAACUAUUUUUGCUUUGAUUUUCAGGACACAAGAGAUAGUGACGAGAUGCAGAUGAAGGAGAUGAAUUAGACUGAGAUCGAACCGUGCCCUUGUCAAAAAAAAAUUGGGGAAAUCUGCUUAGAAGUUAGAACUAGUUUAACCACAGGGUAGUGAGUGCUGUCUUUGUAUAGCAUUGUUCCCAAAUCUUUAGUAUAGUAAAGAACAAUAAUAAGAAAUAUCUGUAAUGAAUUGGAAUCAUCCAUAAUUUAUACAUCAACGUUAUUAAAAACAGCCAAUUAUACCAGGGGUUAAAGGGCAAUGACAAUGACAUGCAGGUGACGUUUAACAUGUGCGACUGUGCGUCUCACUAAUUAAAAUUUGCGUGUUUAAUAAUAAUGUUUAUCAAAGAAGGCAAAAUAUAUAUACAAGCCAACCUCACAUGUGGAAUCUAUUCACUUACGCACUGCCUUGUGAUGCAGUACAAGUAUAAAUACAAAUAACAAAGCAUUUUUAAAUACUAAAACAUAAUUAAAUCAUACGGCACAUUCAAGAUUUUAUUAAUAUCGUAUUUCAGCCGCGUUCAUACUGCUUGGCGCAUUCGCUGCGUUAUAUUCAUUUAUAUAUACACAGAUUUAUUACUAAUAAAUCAAAACUAUAUGAUAAUAUAUAAAACUCACAAAGUGCAUAAAUAAACCUUUUUAAAGCAUGCCAUUGUCAUUGCAGACCAGAGGCAAAAACCAAAAAGCAUUGUCAACCACAUACCAAAUUUAAGCAAUCGUGAAAUCAUAUGCAUGAAAGAAUACGGAAAUAAUGUUGAAUGAAAGCAUCGCGUAUAAUGUUAAAAGCACCUCGUAUAAUGCUUGAACAACUGCGUAUAAUUGCGAACCACCCCGUAUAUUAAAUUGGUAAAAGCACCCCGGUAUGAUGGCGAAAGCACCGCGUAUAAUCGGCUCGAACCACCGCGUAUAUUGGCGAAAGCACCGCAUAUAAUGCCGAAACCACCGCCGUAUAAUGCUAAAAGCACCCAACAAAAUGCCGUUUGCUCACUUUAAGCCAGCUAUGGCUUUCCAUAAAAGAAGACCAAAGAUGAAAGAUGAUCACAUUGACAAGACGCCCAUUGACAAGACGCCAUAUAGUUAUAGCAGCAUGCUGGGUGAUGUCGCAACGUAUAAUUUUCCAGUCGUAAUGACUUUUAUUAUAUGUGAUUAUUAAAGCUAUAUUUACCCAACGCUAUACCCUUCAGCAAAAUAUAUACAAAAACUAGAAAAUACAUGCAUGCAGAAACCCUCGCCUUGCUGACAAAACCAUUGUAUUUUCCAAACAUGAAGUAUCUAAAGUAGUUGUCACAGUAACACGAUAAUUUUUUAAGAAUAUUCUUACAACUCCAACAUAUAUAUGUUAGGUAUGAUAUUAGACGUAAUAUAAGCU